This is a messenger RNA of Laetiporus sulphureus 93-53, 934 nucleotides long. RefSeq names its product DUF1783-domain-containing protein. Gene Ontology annotation, cellular component: mitochondrial inner membrane. The transcript is spliced from 5 exons. Gene Ontology annotation, biological process: mitochondrial respiratory chain complex IV assembly. NCBI's taxonomy places the organism in Eukaryota, Fungi, Basidiomycota, Agaricomycetes, Polyporales, Laetiporaceae. The coding region runs from base 212 to 814 and encodes 200 amino acids. The record is from RefSeq and is a predicted model, not a curated record.
GAGAGAGACAGCACUCAUGGUGACUGCCGAAUAAGCGCCCAUCCCAACGCGUCUUGCCCGGUCGCGAUCGGUGAUUCGGACGCGUCGGUUUGCAUGCGUUCGCCCCCCUUUCCCUUUGCAACUCUCCGCACUGGCGUCGUCCUGUCGGCAGCCUUGACUACUUGAAGUUAAAGAGCAUCAUCCCGUACGACUACAGAACGCAGCCAUCAUCAUGUCUCGAGCUGCCGCCAGGCUUUCCUUUCUCCCCGCCCGCUGCCUGCGCAACCGAUCUGCGGUGAGAGGCUCCUCGAGGGCAUAUACAACCACGGCAGAGCUGCCUCGACCGCCUCCCAAGGAUUCCCCGGAGGCGGAGGUCUUCGCGGCGCCAUCCAAGCCCCGUCCCUACAAGCGGCCACAGAGAGACUUACCUCCUCUCCAGAGGCGGUGGCCCAUCAUCCUCGCGUUCAGCACCGUCGGCGUCGCCUCCUGGGGCGCGUUCCUCGCAUGGAGCCAUAACCAGGAGAGGCUUCAUAGCUCAAUCGUCCGGCAGAUACUGGAGAACCUGCGUGACAGUCCUGAGCUGAACGCGGUGCUGGGCGACGCGAUCCGCCCCGAGCCCAUCUGGUGGCUGAACGGCGACCCCUGGAUCAACGGUUCGGUCCAUAUGAUGCAGGGCAACAUUGAUGUGAGCUUCAGGAUCAAGGGCCACAAGGGCUCAGGAACACUAUAUUUCACAAGCAUACGUAAAGCCAAAGGCGAACCAUUCACCAUCAUUCGUUAUAAGGUCAUAGCCGACGAUGGCACUGAGGUUGACAUUCCGUCACAAUCACACUAAGCUUACAGGUACCAUACUUCCGAUAGAAGUUUAAUGACUGAUGGACAUAGAAUACCACCCCAAUGUAGACCUUCCGCCAUGACAUUCGGAGGCCUCAGCGAGUAGCGACAGUCAGAUCGG